UUUCCUGUAUCCGUUAGUUUUUUUACUUUUCGUCCCAGUGUUGCGCAACUCCUGCUUUUCUGCUUUCUUUCCAGCACCUGUCUUCUGGUGGACAUGUCGGAGUACAAUGCGGUGCCUGCAGCGGGACCCGGGGACCCUCUGGGCGGGCAGACAGCUCUCGGGAACGGGGCAGGAGGCAUCCAGAAAGAUGCGUUCGCGGACGCAGUGCAGCGGGCCCGGCUGGUGAGGAGGAGGGAGAUUGCAGCAAAAAUUGGAGUUGAUGCUGGUCCUCCUCCCACGAACAACAACACUGCAUCAGAUGGCUUUCCCUUCACUGCACAGAAACGCCAGCUGGAGGAUGCAGAUGAACCGGAGAGUAAAAAGCUGGCUGCUCAGAGUGACUUGGAUUCAGCCAAUGCAUUGUCUAUUGGUGCACAACUGGCUGCCCUACAAAGUUCCAGGCCUGCCUCCAACACAGAGGAAUACAGUGUCCCGGACAGCAUGGUGGGACUCAUUAUUGGCCGUGGGGGUGAACAGAUCAAUAAGAUUCAACAGGAGUCCGGUUGCAAGGUUCAGAUAGCUCCAGACAGUGGAGGCCUUCCAGACAGGAGCGUGUCUCUUACAGGUUCCCAAGACUCCAUACAGAAUGCCCGGAGGCUUUUGGACGAGAUCGUGUCUCGAGGGAGGGGUACGCCCCCUUCUUCUUAUCACGAGUCCACCAACGGGCAGAGCGGCACGGUGCACGAGAUGAUGAUCCCAGCAGGCAAGGCUGGGCUGGUCAUUGGAAAGGGAGGAGAGACUAUCAAACAGCUGCAGGAGCGUGCAGGGGUGAAGAUGAUUCUGAUCCAGGAUGUCACUCAGGGACCCAACGUCGACAAGCCCCUACGCAUCAUCGGAGAUCCCUAUAAAGUCAAACAAGCCCAGGAGAUGGUGCAGGACAUUCUGAGGGAGAGGGACCACGGUGGCUUCAAUGAAAGAAAUGACUUCAGCGCCCGGAUGGGAGGAGGCAUGGAUAUUCCUAUACCGAGACACUCAGUCGGUGUGGUUAUCGGGCGCAAUGGAGAGAUGAUCAAGAAAAUCCAGAAUGAUACCGGAGUUAGGAUACAGUUCAAACAAGAUGAUGGGACUGGUCCAGAUAAGAUCGCACACAUCAGUGGCCCCCCUGACUGCUGCGACCACGCUUCUCAGAUCAUCAACGACCUGCUGCAGAGCAUCAGGGUCCGGGAUGAGGGACAGGGGGUAAAUGGUCCCCCAGGUCCUCCAGGCAUGCCUGCAGGCAACAGGGGUCGAGGUGGGGGUCAAGGCGGCUGGGGGCCCCCUGGAGGGGAAAUUACCUUCUCUAUUCCUGCCCACAAGUGUGGACUUGUGAUUGGCCGGGGAGGAGAGAACGUUAAAUCCAUCAACCAGCAGACAGGGGCCUUUGUAGAAAUCUGCCGACAACCCCCCCCCAACGGAGACCCCAACUUCAAGAUCUUUAUCAUCCGGGGCUCGCCGCAGCAGAUCGACCACGCCAAGCAGCUCAUCGAGGAGAAGAUUGAGAUCCCACUGUGUCCUGUGGGCCCGGGGCCAGGUGGACCAGGUCCUGGAGGUCCAAUGGGUCUCUACAACCCUGACCCAUACAACCCUGGACCGCCUGGGGCGCCCGGACCACCACAUGGUGGUCCUCACCAGUACCCCCCUCAGGGCUGGAGCAACACCUACCAGCAAUGGCAGCCCCAGGCCCCCCAUGACCCCAGCAUGGCAGCAGCCAAUGACCCCAACGCAGCCUGGGCGGCCUACUACGCUCAGUACUACCAUCAGCCGCCAGGGGGGGGUCCAGCCCAGAACCCCGCUACCCCGGCAGGAGGAGGGGCCCAACCUUCAGUGGAGCAGACCCAGCCUGCACAGACGCCCGGGGGCCAGCCAGACUACAGCAAGGCCUGGGAGGAGUACUACAAGCAGAUGGGCCAGGCAGGCGGCUCUGCCCCUGCACCUGCUGCACCUGGAGGAGCAGCGGGGGGGGCAGCGUCCACAGCGGGGGGGGAGCCGGACUACAGCGCUGCCUGGGCGGAGUACUACCGGCUGCAGGCGUCGUACUACGGACAGACCGGACAGGCAGCCGGACAGCCAGCCGCUCCACAGCAGGGACAGGUCGGUACAGAGCGAGGCUUUCAUCCUGCUUCUGUGGAUCCUGCAUCUGACACCGAGGUUUGCUUUCAAUCCAUCCGAAGUAAAUACAUUAUUUUCUAAAAUACAACGGAUGUGCUUCCUUUCAACUUUUUGUAUUUUAGACGCAGUGAUGGCAGAAGGAAUCAGGAAGACAGGAUGAAGAAGACGACCCCGAAUUUAAGUCCGGGAUCCAGCCUGUUUAUCUUUUAUUUAGAGUGGAAGUGAAACCCUUCCUCACCACACGUGGAAACUUUCCAAAUGAACAUUGUCAACUGAACAAGCUUUCCAGUGCUUUGCAGCUGAGGCAAAGGACUGAUAUCCCACCACACAGGUUCUCAAUACCUUUUAAAUAUAUUUUAUGAAUGCCUUUAUAUAUAUAUGGAAGCCUUGACAUGCUUUCUUUACUGCAGAGGAGUUGCUUUUAAAAAUAUAUAAUCAUCCUCAUCUCCCUAGCUAUCAGGUCUUAUAUCAUAUUGUGUAUCACCAGUCGUCCCUUUUUAAAGCUCAUUUGAUUUGCCCAUUCUUUUUAAUUGAAUUCUUUGACUCUUCUUGAUUUAGCUAAGACUUUAUUGGUAUUUCUACAUUUUGAUUAUUUUUCAUUUGCUUAUGAAUGUGUUCAUAUGCAGCAUUUUGUAUUGCAAGUGUACAAAUAGAUUUGUAGUAUUGAUUGGUGCAUGUGGACUCACGAUUCAUUGCUGAAAGCUGCUUGAGAUAUAUGAUGAAAACACCCCCCCCCCCCCUUUAUCUGCUAAGGACAUGCAAGUUAUGUGAAAUAGUUUUAAAUAGGGAGCGUCAAUGACAGGUACUAGACUUAGUCCUGGAGUCCAUGAAGUUUGAAGGACAACGUUGUAUAAUGGCUCGUAGGUUGCAGGAUGUAUGGGUCAUCAGGUAAUGCAUCUUCGUUAUGGCCUUCCUUUUAACUUCCCUGCCAUUAACACCCACCAGACCUUUUAAAACAUACUGGGAGUGGGCAUUCACCUUGAGGCAACUGCAUACCUCAUCCUAAUUUGGAGCUCCUGACACCCUCUGUAGUUUUCAUAUAUUCUAAAAUAGUGUUAUGUAAGGCUAAAUUCAACUCACAUUUGCAUCAUGCUGUGAUUUUAAUGCACGUUUUAUACUUACUUUGUUCAUGGAUGCCAACGAGUAUGUUUACAUAUUUUACCCUUCAUUGUGCGUAACAGAAUGAAAUGUAGUCUUCCAAUGUGUCUCACUUGAAGAUAUACAUAUAUUCAGCAAUAUAAGGCUGUCGGUUUGGACUUACAGAGAUGUAUCAGGUAUGUAUUUUGAAUGGCAGCUUUGACGCAGUGUUGCUAUUGUUAAUAGAUGACCACCAGCAGCAAUACUCUGAAUUAAAAUGGGGCAGAUGUUGAUUACUUUAAA
This is a messenger RNA of Gymnodraco acuticeps, 3507 nucleotides long. RefSeq names its product far upstream element-binding protein 2-like. Gene Ontology annotation, cellular component: nucleus; cytoplasm. Gene Ontology annotation, molecular function: mRNA binding. The record is from RefSeq and is a predicted model, not a curated record. Lineage: Eukaryota; Metazoa; Chordata; Actinopteri; Perciformes; Bathydraconidae. The transcript has 17 exons. The coding region runs from base 94 to 2208 and encodes 704 amino acids. Gene Ontology annotation, biological process: regulation of DNA-templated transcription.